UAAAACAUGUAUUUAUAGGUUUGUUCCUCCUCCUGGCUUCUACAUAACAAAACCUGUUUUACACACAUAUACUGUACUCUGUUUUUCUCUGCUUCUCUACACUAAGCGAGUUACAAAGGGAUAGACUGAUACGAAGUCGUUUUGUUCCACAAAAGUUUCUGUGAUGGCUAACGUUGUGGAGCUGAAAGUAAAUUUGCAUUGCGACGAAUGUAUCAGGAAAAUACUUAAAGCCAUUAAGAAAAUAGAAGAUAUAGAGACAUACGAUGUGGACACACAGCUCAACAAAGUGAUAGUCACUGGGAACGUAACUGAGGAACAAGUCAUUAGGGUUCUUCAAAAGGUGAGGAAAGCUGCUGUUAAGUGGGACGAAGACAACCAGACCCUCUUCACGAACUAGAGUCUUCUUGCUUUCCUUAGAGCUGUACUGCCCCUUAGCCAUAGUUCGCUCUAUAUCUAUGUAUGCUCAGUUUUGGCCACGAUUCCUACGCAUUAGUUGAGGAUUUGAUUACAUAGCACUUCCAUCGGUUUCAUAUGUAUGAUAAAAUAAAUGCGAUCUAUACAAAAUCGUCUUCCACCA
This is a messenger RNA of Camelina sativa (false flax), 577 nucleotides long. The record is from RefSeq and is a predicted model, not a curated record. Lineage: Eukaryota; Viridiplantae; Streptophyta; Magnoliopsida; Brassicales; Brassicaceae.